This is a messenger RNA of Odocoileus virginianus texanus, 2909 nucleotides long. RefSeq names its product DnaJ heat shock protein family (Hsp40) member C22 (gene DNAJC22). Gene Ontology annotation, cellular component: membrane. The record is from RefSeq and is a predicted model, not a curated record. Lineage: Eukaryota; Metazoa; Chordata; Mammalia; Artiodactyla; Cervidae.
GGGGCCUGGCCAGGACGGCCCAACUUCCGUGACACAGCAAACGCUGAAAGACAAAGUCCACUUGGAUGGAAGUGGGAGCGGAAUGAGAGGGGCCAUUUUGACUGUGGUCAAAGGAAAUGUGUGAUCUGGCAUCCGAGGUACCCAGGGUCUAAGGAUAACUCUGAGGCCAUGACUGCCAUGAUUCUCACAGACGACUCCAGAUUUCUGCAUUCUAGGCAAUGGCAGGUGCCACUGGACUUAAUGUGAGACCGUUUUCUUAGAGGAUGGCCAAGGGGCUCCUGAUGACUUACGCCCUUUGGGCUGUAGGGGGCCUUGCUGGUCUCCACCACCUGUACCUGGGACGGGACAGCCAUGCACUGCUCUGGAUGCUUACCCUGGGCGGUGGUGGUCUAGGCUGGCUCUGGGAAUUCUGGAAGCUCCCAAGCUUUGUUGCUCAGGCCAACAGAGCCCAGGAGCAGAGGCAGAGCUCAGGAAGGGGGAUACCCCCUCUAAGUCUCAUUCGCUUUGUUGCCCAGAUGAUAGUGGGCAUCUAUUUUGGCCUUGUGGCUCUCAUUAGCCUUUCCUUCAUGGCCAGCUUCUAUAUUGUGGGCCUACCACUGGCAGUUGGCUUAGGGGUCUUGCUGGUGGCUGCCAUUGGCAACCAGACAUCAGACUUAAAGAACACUCUAGGGGCCGCAUUUCUUACUUCCCCUAUCUUCUAUGGCCGCCCCAUAGCCAUCCUGCCCAUCAGCUUGGCUGCGAGCAUCACAGCCCAGAAGCAUCGCCGCUACAAACCUUCAGCUGGGUCAGAGACGCUCAGCGUGCGGCUCUACCGUCUGGGCUUGGCUUACCUUGCUUUCACAGGCCCGUUAGUGUACAGUGUGCUCUGCAACACAGCUGUCACCCUCAGCUAUGUGGCAGAUACUCUUGGCUCCUUCUUGAGUUGGUUCAGCUUCUUCCCCCUCCUUGGGCGCCUUUUGGAGUCUGUUCUCCUUCUGCCUUUCCGAGCCUGGAAGCUACUGGUAGGAGAUCAUAGCAUCAGCAGCAGCUACUUCCAAGAGUGGGCGAAACUUUAUGAGUUUGUUCACAGUUUUCAGGAUGAGAAGCGUCAGCUGGCUCUCCAGGCUUUUGGUCUCUCAGAGGGGGCAACAAAUGAAGAAAUACAUGGCAGAUACCGGGAGCUAGUGAAGACCUGGCACCCUGACCACAAUCGGCACCAGAUGGAGGAAGCUCAGAGACACUUUCUGGAGAUCCAGGCUGCGUAUGAAGUCCUGAGGCAGCCCAGGAAGCCCAGGGGAUCCUGGAGGUGGGAAGAAACUUCCCUUUGAGGUUGGACUGGCAGAGUUGGAUCUCUUGUCCCAGCACAGCUUUGCCCAGUGAGGCAUCCCAACAGUGUAAAAGAAACUGUCAUUUGCAGUGUGUUCUCAGUUGCUCAGUCGUGUCUGAUGCUUUGUGACCCUAUGGACUGUAGCCUGCCAGGCUUCUCUGUCCAUGGGAUUUCCCAGGCAAGAUUAUUGGAGUGGGUUGCCAUUUCCUUCUCCCAAUCACUUGCAGUGGAGAUGAGAAAGCCUUAAAGAGGUGAGAAAACUAUUGUGAUUUUGAAUUUCUGAAUUAUUGGCUAUUGUAGUCCUGACUUUUUUCUUAAUCCACAUAGUGAAAUGAAAGACAUAUUAUAAAACUAGCCCCUGCCCGACGCGCUUGAGCGGCCCGGAGACCGCCGCUGCCUCACUCGUCGGCUGGCCGGUGGUGCCUUUGAAAGGCAGCGGGAGGCAGCGAGCGCAAUGGUGAGACUGGGUCGGCCUGCUGAGCGUGUUGGGCCUGGUUCUGUGCAGGGCAGCGGGCCUCGGUCUGAGCGCCCCUCCCGCGCCCACCCCCAAGAAGCCCAUCAUCGGAAUAUUAAUGCAAAGGUGCCAUAAUAAGAACAUGAAAGCCCUGGGAAAAUACUAUAUUGCUGCAUCCUACAUGAAGUUUCUGGAGUUAGCUGGUGCGAGAGUGGUACCUUUGUAAGGCUUGAUCUUGAAAAUGAACAGUAUGAAAAGCUUUUCAAAUCUAUUAAUGGAGUCCUUUUUCCUGGAGGAAGCGUUAACCUUAUGAGGUCAGGUUACGCUCGUGUGGCCAAAAUGUUUUACAGCUUGUCCAUAAAGAGUUUUGGUGAAGGAGACUAUUUUCCUGUGUGGGGCACCUGCCUUGGAUUUGAAGAGCUUAUUUAUCUGGUCAGUGGAGAGAGCUUAUUAACUCUUACAGAUACUGUUGGAAUUAAACUGCCGCUGAACUUCUCUAGAGGUACAUUGCAGAGCAGAAUGUUCCAGAAUUUUCCUGCUGACUUGCUGCUGUCAUUAGCAGUAGAACCUCUGACCGCACAUUUCCACAAGUGGCCGUGAUGAAUUUUACGAAGAAUGAAAAGUUAAAGGCGUUUUUCAAUAUAUUAACUACAAAUACAGAUGGCAAUAUUGACUUUAUUUCAACCAUGGAAGGAUACCGGUAUCCAAUAUAUGGCGUCCAGUGGCAUCCGGAGAAAGCUCCUUAUGAGUGGGGGCAAUUACAGGGCAUUUCCCAUGCACCUAAUGCUGUGAAGGCUGUGUUUUAUUUAGCAGAGUUCUUUGUGGCUGAAGCUCGGAAAAGCAAUCACCAUUUUGAAUCUGAUGUUGAAGAGAGCAAAGCGCUAAUUUAUCAGUACCAUCCAAUUUACACUGGAAACGUUUCUUCGUUCCAGCAAAGUUACAUAUUUGAUUGAAAGGCUUCUCUGUGUUAACAGGAAUUCUGAUUAAUUCCCUGAGUAAACUGUUAUAAUAAUGAAAAACGUGCUACUUGUGGCAGUAAUAGGUCACAAAGAUGCCUUUUCUGUGAUGUUACUGACUCUUGAUUCUUCAUUCAGUAUUUUUGUGUAUCACAUUUGAUAAUCAGUGAGACAGAUAAAUAAUCAUAGCGUA